Molecule: messenger RNA, 1185 nt
Organism: Zea mays
Lineage: Eukaryota; Viridiplantae; Streptophyta; Magnoliopsida; Poales; Poaceae
Exons: 1
Coding region: 341-850 (169 amino acids)
Source: RefSeq, a predicted model, not a curated record
UUUCCCAGCCGACGUCUUCUCCGUAGGCUGAGAUCCUUAUCUUCCUGGUUGGCCUCAUCUUCAAGCUGCCAUUCUCAGCCGAUCUCUAUCCUCUACCACUCUCUCUCCCUCAGCUCGCGGAGCUCUCUCCUCCUAGCGAGCGCGUCUGCGCCCUGCUCGGCCUCCAGCUCUGGCGCCCGGCCGAGUUUCUCCCCGAGCUCCCUGCCAUGGCCGCCGUGCCCUCUGUUCCUCCAGCUCCAGCGUCGCGGCCCUUCCCCCAGCUCCCUUGUCUCCAUGGCCGCUCGUCCUAGCUGCGACCCCGUCGUGGAGCUCUGCACGCCGAGCUUCUCCCUGGUCUCCCAUGGCGCCCAGCUCAGAUCUCGCCCUGUUCCUCAGCGCGCAGCUCCCUGACGCGUUUUCCUCCCUAUGCCGCACGCUCUGCUCGCCCGGGGUCAGAAUUCGUCGACUGCUCUCUGUUCCUCGCUUCGGUGGCUGCACUCAUCUCCAUCCAUGGAUGUCGCCAUCUCUGCGCCCUGCUCCAUGCUUGCUGCUCGCCGAUUUUCCCUGCGCGACCAGCCGGAGCUCGUUCCAUGGGCGCGGCUUCCAGCUCGCCGGCGUUCGGACCGCGCUCCUCCCUCCAGCUCGUCGAGCUUCUCCCUGCAUCCAUGGCCACUGCGCGCGCCCUCUGCUCCAUCGCGGUGGUUUUCUCCUGCCGGUGCCCAGCCCAGCCAAGCCCCUCCACGCGGCCGUCGAUCAGCCUCCCUGCUCCUCCCAUCGUGGACAUCACCGACCAUGGACAUCUGAUUCCCCGAUGCGCUCCACAUGUUCACUGUUUUGUUCCACCCGUGGACAAUGGCACUCGCCACUCUAGACAUCGAUAUUAUGUUCGUCGUCGCGUCGUCACCGUCAACCUGCUCGGAUCCAUGCCUCGCCAUCGACUCUGACGUCGCGACGUUCCUGUGCCGUGUUGGUUGUGCGCCAACCGCUCAACAAGAUGUGUUGUUGGCCUCCUCGCCGAGCACUGUAUUGCCAUGGCGCGGAUGCCCGCAUUCGCCCCAUCUUCGCGUCUUCUGGAUGUCAGCACAACCCCUCCGCGUCGUCGGGCUCAUCGGCACGCUGCUUGUUUAUAUUUCACGCGUCCGCGACGUCGUCACAUGUCUCCUCGCCAGCAGUGAACGCCCAGGAGAGAAAAUCCCAUAAGGUUUG